GUCUCCCUCUGGCGGACACUGCACCUGCUUGUCUCCGCUUUAAAACCAAGUGAAACAACGUGCUUUAUGAUCAGGGCGCACAAAGAACCGACAGGAGAGAUGGAGUGAAAAUCCAUCUCCCUUCCUCCACCUCCGACCCAACCCGCUGGAGCAUCACUGCACUUACUAAAGGACGCGCCUCCCCGACACACCUCCCACAUACUGAGACACAGAGAGAGAGAGGCGGGGGGAAACGGGAGCAGGUCCAACCGGAGGUGGGGCGGGAAGCGGCACAAACUGCUGCUCAGACACGGAGAAACACCGGAGGCGGAGAGGUGGCAUGCAUUCUGGCACACCGGCGGCUUUCUUACCUCCUCUGCCUCUUGGGAAGCCGCCUCCUCUUCCAAAAGGAGACGCAGGUGCGUGCGCCUGUCUCUACCCGCCUACCGAGCCUCCACGCGGGCGGAGCAGGAACAAUAACAUCACGUUAAAUGAGUCGCGCGCGCCUUCUGUUUUGUGCGCCGCGUGCUGUGACUGUGACACCGGCUGUACAGCCAGCACACAUGACUUAAACCGAACCGGAGCCGCUCCUUAAAGACAAUUGGACCCGCUGAGCACUAUGGCUGACCAGUACAGUAUGUUUCUUAACACUGCUCCACCCCUCCGGCGCGGGAGCACCCCCCUGCCCGUCAAACACCAGCUGCGGAGGGAGGAGGCCGUGUCCGAGGACUGCGAUUGGAUCCCRGGCUUGGAGGAGCCUCCCACGUUGCCUAUCAGUGACACAGCUGUGCGUCGGGAYGAGUCCUUCAGUCAGUUGGCAGUGGCCCAGCCGGCUUACCAAAGCCAUGGCGGGGCGCUGAGGAUAGUUCUGCUGGGACAGAACGGCGUGGGCAAGUCGUCGCUCGCUUUAUCCCUGGCUGGACAGUCGGACAGCUCCCUCUCUAUAGACUCUGAGACGCAAGCUUGUGGUGAGGGCUAUGAGUGCACAGUGACAGUGGAUGACGAGGACAGCAAAGUCAUCAUUUUUGACAACUGGAAACAGGACCUGUCCACUCUGCAGUGUGACGUGUGCAUCUUGGUCUUCUCAGUGACUGACAGGAGAAGUUUUCACCGAACCGCCCAGCUCCGCCUCCUCCUCAGGGAGUCCCAGCCGCACACACCAAUCAUCCUGGUGGGAAACAAGAGUGACCUCGUCCGGUCCCGGGAGAUCAGUUCAGACGAGGCCCAAUCCAGUGCCAUGAUGUUYGACUGCCUCUACAUGGAGCUCUCAGCCUCUUUGGACCACGGCACCAACGAGCUGCUGGAGGCGGCCGUGCGGACUGCGAGGGGGGACUGCGUGGGCCCCGGGUGGACSGACGGCGACCCGGGGGCCGGGCGCAGGGAGAGCCUGACGAGCCGCGCCAAGCGCUUCCUGGCCGGGCUGGUACCGCGCUCGUACGGCCGCGACCGGGACCGAGGACGCUACCGGGAAAUGAGCCGCCACCGGGGGAGCAAAAUCUUCCGUCAGAAAUCCCGCUCCUGCCACGACCUCAGCGCACUGUGACACACGCAGACACACACCAAAUGCGUACACGCACCACAUGAACACAAACACACACCGAACUGAUUGACACAGGAGGAGGAGGUGUAAAAAAAACAACAAAAAAAACGGGUGAAGAAAAAGGAAUUAAGACUGAAGUGAAUCAAUAGAAGAUGAUGGACAAGAUACACAUUAUUAGUGUGUGGAAAGUUGGCUUUGGCAGCCAACAACUGAUGAAAGGGGGGAGAAAGAUGAGCAAAUGGAUCAGACAGCCUGGAUCACUCUGAAACCUAUCAUCGAAACCAAUUUUGAGACACAGACGGAGAAACAGAAAUGGRGGUGGAGCUGAUUUUACAGCUCCGGCUUUGGUGAAUCACAGAGUACUCAUUACCUGAGGUGGUCAGCAGAAAGAGGAGCCGCUGYCGAAGCACCGCGCUGAUUUCCUGCUUAACGAGAGGGAGGAUGGUGUCACGAGUAAAACACACACCCGUGUAGCAGGCACUGAUAACAUAAAGACUGAUAGCAAGUUAAUGUAAACCUGUUAUAGACCCUGUUUUAUAGCAUGCAGGUAGAAUACCUUAGACAUGACCCUGUAGGCUUUACAGUCCUUUAAAUAAAAGUACCUCAGUGGCCAAUAGCAUCUGCACAAUCUCAGUAGAGUUUUUAAGCAAUGCCAUCCCAAAGGCAAGGACUAUUUAUUUACUAAAGAAAAAGAAUCCACUCUUCAUCCACCAUUUAUGUCGAUUUUAAGGACUGUUUGAUACAAAAAAAAAAACUCCAGCGGCAUUCAAUAGUUCCUCUGUGACUUUUCUACAAAGGUAAAACUUCAGCACUAAAGCCAUAUUUUUGCUGAAUGCGCCACGAGCAGUCAGCACGUUGAACCCUUUACUGCAGGAUGUGAAGCAYAGGAGACAAAAAAAGGACAAUAAAAACAACAGAAGAGAAGGCAGGACUGAACUCCUCUUCAAACGAAGCUGAGUCACAGACCGCAGGGAGGCUCCUAAAGUGACAAACGGGAACAAAACAAAUCUACCUGUGGCUGUUUGAUGUUCUCUAUUUUUAUUUUUUCCGUGUUACCCACCGGAAUUAUUUUAAGUUCUGACAGACUUCUGUGGAGGGUUAACCGCACAGGUGAUCCAAAACGGAACGUUCUGGAAACGUCGAAGGAGUAUCUCAUCAAGCAAGCUGGCGUCACUGACACGUCUUUCUCUUGUUUGUCAUUGUCCACUGAGCACUCUCAUCUUUACCGCUGAGAAUAAAUGCAGCUUGGUUUGACAUCUUCAUAUGAGUUUUACUUUUGUCAUCGUUUUGAAGACAACAUUAUGAAAUUGUUAGUCAGCCGUUAACCAGGUCGAGAGAUGGCGUGGCAGUCCAUCAGAUGAGUCACUGAGCCUCUCAGGACUCUUCUUCCAUUUAGGACCGAGCUGCAGUGUCAAUACUUUUCUGGCUGUAACUAAAUCUUGGUUUAAAAAUAGGCUGUUUCAUAAGGACAUACAUUUGUUAUGUUGAUGAGCAUCGCGUGGAUGAUGUAAUAAAUGACAUAUCUACCAGUAAAAGUUUUAAACAUG
Austrofundulus limnaeus is the source of this 3066-nucleotide messenger RNA. It is a transcript of the gene rem2, whose product is annotated as RAS (RAD and GEM)-like GTP binding 2. Gene Ontology annotation, molecular function: GTPase activity; calcium channel regulator activity; GTP binding. The coding region runs from base 599 to 1522 and encodes 307 amino acids. Gene Ontology annotation, cellular component: plasma membrane. The record is from RefSeq and is a predicted model, not a curated record. NCBI's taxonomy places the organism in Eukaryota, Metazoa, Chordata, Actinopteri, Cyprinodontiformes, Rivulidae. The transcript is spliced from 5 exons.